AUGUUUCCCUUGCUCCUCCCAUUAAUUGCCUCGUUUUUCCUCCUCGCACAUGCACAAACGACAGUAACGACCACUAAUGAUGCUGGCCUUUCGGUCGUCCAAGUUAUCCUGACCAAUCCAGCAGGCUCACCAACCGCAACACAAGUACUACAAACUCUUACCUCGACAACAGAUACAACAACGGAGACGACAACAGACACGACAACAGAAACGACCCCGACCCCAACGACGACUACGACUGAUGACAUAGGGCAUGGCCCAGUCGGUGCUCCAGUCUCCAGAACCGGCACACCAGGCGCACCGACACCAUACACCUAUACCACUGUCGUGAACGGAGUUACUACAGCCAUAGCGGCGAUCUUCACCCCAACAACGCCUGCCACAGUCUCUGUCAGUAUUCCCGCCUCGGGCACGAUCCUCGACUACACAGAAUGGUUGAGCAUGGUUGGCAUUAACCCAACCGCCGUGGGCGGAGCCGCGAGUUGUAUACCACGAAUAUCAUACGUCUUGAUGUCUGUACUCGCAAUCGUCGUCGUUCUAUAA
Molecule: messenger RNA, 543 nt
Organism: Cyclocybe aegerita
Lineage: Eukaryota; Fungi; Basidiomycota; Agaricomycetes; Agaricales; Hemipholiotaceae
Source: the annotation of a GenBank genome assembly